AUGCCAAUUAAGGCUAAACCCAUUGAUCCUAACAGAGCCCGUCUUGCCGCACGUGGUCAGUGGUCGCAACUAAAUCAAACUACUACACCUUCACGUACUGACAACACACGCAAUGUUUCUCGUAAACUUAGUAGUAAAAAACCCAUUAUCAACAGCAGUAGAAGUAGUAGUAGUAGUAGUACUAGUACAACCUCUAGUGAGUCAAGUAGUACGGCUCGGCGAGGACGUCGUGGGAUGAACAAUAAUGGAGUUAAUACUAAAAAAGUCAAGGGUAAGGAAGAUGUUCCACCGGCGUUUUUAACGAACACACGACCAAUAGAUGAUGAUGAUAGUGCGACCUCAAACAGUGACCCAGAGUUAUACAGAGCGGCACGAGAACGAACAAGACGUUUUCUUUAUCCAAAUGAACGUCCUUUCACAAAGAAAAAUGUGAUCACAAACAGUAAUAGUGGUACUAGUGGUGAUGGCAAGAAUAAUAUAAGUGAUGAAAAAUCAGAAGAGAGUAAAAGCAGUGAUGUCAUGGGAAGAAGAAAUACAUCUGGUGUAUCAACGUCAACUACGGUGGCAGCGGUUAAACCACAGAUGAAUGAAAACAGUCAACCUCAAGAAAAAGAACUGAAAUAUAUCACAAAAAAUACUAAAAAUAAUUCUAUCAAAUCUAAAAAAGAUGAUGAGACUAAUGAUAGUAUGAAUACGGAUAGUAGUCACUCUUCACCUCAGACCGCACCACCGCUUGUUGUACAGGAGGCACUUCGUGGAACCGUUGACUCCACCGACAGUAUAUCACAGCGUGAGUUUUCUCGUUUGCUUGAACUUUUUGCAGAAGACGCUCAAAAAGAAAAGAAUGAGGCACGGAAGGAAAAUGUGGAUGCCCCAACAUCGACUCAAGUCGAGGAGGAUUCAUUCUCUGCACAUGCACAAAAAGAACAACAACAUCAGGAUCAAGAAUCAAAAGGUAUUAAAAGUUAUGUUCGUCCCCCAAGAAAUUUUGCUGAGUUACAAGACAAGACACUUUUACAGAUAUAUAAUGCUCAGGAAGAGAAGGGUGAUACGGAGUAUUUUAUCGCUACAGAUCACACUUCAGAGGCGUUUACGUUAGCUUCACUAGAAGUUGCUGCGGCGAAGGCGGAAGAGACCUCUGGACAGCGGUAUGUAGAUCCAGAAUCUUCCUUCGCAUUAGGUCAGAGAGAUGAAUACAUGCAGCCAUAUGGUACACCACUUUCUCUUAUGGAAAUCGUUAAUGCAGAGCGUACUCGACGUAAUGCAAGAGCGGCACUGCAUAAACGACUGGAAACUGGUGAAGAAACCAUUUCUAACUACAAUGCUGAUGCUCUCAUCUCUGCAGAUGCGGAUGUCCUUGCAGUUACUGCUGAAGAGUCAUUAAAUCGUUUUAUGGCGAGUGUACGAUGUAUAGAGGCUAUAGUGCAUAACCACCAUGUAAUGGAUGAAAUGGGAGGUUUCUUAUUUAAACACCAUAAGUUAUUUUUACAGGCUGGUAUUGGUGAUGGUAAAUCAGAUGAUGCGAUUCGUGAGUACUCACAUGAGGCGUUUGAGGUGUAUGAACGGUUUAGCCGUCGUGUAAGUGCAUUCCUUAUCCAACAGCUUAGACGUCGCGUACCAAAUUUUAAUGUAGAGGAGUUUGUGUUAACUCUCUAUGAUGUGAAUCUUCAACACAAUGAAACUUAUCAACUUGAUAAUAAUAAUAAUAAAAAUGAUGAUGAGGAUGACAAAAAUGGUAAUGAUGGAAGUGUUGAGGUUUAUGGUCCAACGGAGGCGAUGGAUAUUUUAUCAUACCCUGCACGACGUCUAUUACAAUCCAUGUCUUCUUUUAAUGAGUUCUGUGCCUUUAUGGAUGACUUCAUUGCGGAGGAGUACGGUGUGGAAAAGGUUGUGGUAACAGAUGAGAAGAGUGGAGUGGAUGUGAAUGCGAGUUCCUUCCGCACGGCGGAGGAUGAUGUGAUCGUGACAGCAGGAGCAAGAGGCAUUCGAGCACUACUGGCAAAAACAUCACCACCACCACCAGCACCACUAACAACAACUGCUACAACAACUACAACUACAACUACAACUACACUUCGCUCACCAGGUUUGGAACAGGGGAGCACUCUGCAGUUACCAAAGGAGGAUGAGAAUAACAACAGCAUUAAUAUUAACAGUAACAACAAUAACACCAACACCAAAAGGAGUCCUAAUAGACUGUCCCUCAGUAGUCACGGUAUUGGAGGGCUAACAGAUGUAAAACAACAACAACAGCAACAACAACAAGUAUUACUCUUUAAAGAGGGACUCUCUGAUCAUGCCGAGUCGACAUCUGUACUAACUACCAGUUCUCUCUCUACUUUCACUUCCCUUUCACGUGCGAUACCUUCGCAUACACCAACAGUACCACGAGCAUCUGUAGCCUCUUCUCAGCACAGCAAUCAUCAAAACUCUCUCUCAUCAUUUCCCGCACCACAACGGGCUCCACGGCGUCCGGAAGCCGUACCGGGACGAAACCUUCCGCCCAUCACAACUACAAACACAUGGGAGAGUGAAAAGAUGCACAACACUGUACCCUCAAGACCUGUUCAGAAACCACGGGUUUCUGCGGAAAAGAUUCCUGGUGCAUCGAAUACGGCACCCAUCACGAGGGAAAAACGUGGAAAGAUCAUCAGUAGCAACACCAACAACAACACCAGGAGCACAACAAAAAGUCCAACUGGGCGUACAUAUGCCGGAUCUGCUGGUACUGGCAAUACAAGGAAUAAUCGCGGUGAGGCGAGAAGCCGGAGUGGUGCCAGGAAGAACACGGAUCCGGCUAGUGGUAUGGUAGCCACGAAAAUGCAAAGAAAGGUUAAGAAGGCACCAUAA
Trypanosoma theileri is the source of this 2850-nucleotide messenger RNA. RefSeq lists its product as uncharacterized. Bases 1 to 2850 code for a protein of 949 amino acids. The transcript has a single exon. The record is from RefSeq and is a predicted model, not a curated record. NCBI's taxonomy places the organism in Eukaryota, Euglenozoa, Kinetoplastea, Trypanosomatida, Trypanosomatidae.